AUGUACCUUGACUUCUGCUACAACCCAAUGCUCAGUAUCAUCAAAGUAUCCAGGAAUCAUGGAAUGCUUUUGCGUACACAUUUGAAGGUGAAGGGGUUAUCGGGGAUCCCAAAUUCGUCACCCUCACCAUCUCUUGGUUUUGGGCCCCCUGGUGAAGGUUUAAGUGUAUGGAACAAGUCUACCAUGGCAUUGAGAUUCAUUUUGGUGGGUGGACAGCCACUCAAUGAACCAGUAGUUAAGCAAGGUCCUUUUGUUGUGAACAAACAAGCAGAGAUUGAAAAGACUAUAAAAGACUGUUCGUGCAAGAAUGGUCUUGAAAUGGCAAGAUGUUGGAGAUCAAAAUAA
Molecule: messenger RNA, 345 nt
Organism: Fraxinus pennsylvanica
Lineage: Eukaryota; Viridiplantae; Streptophyta; Magnoliopsida; Lamiales; Oleaceae
Source: the annotation of a GenBank genome assembly